GUUCACGCCAAAGUUAAUUGUAAUCAGCCAUUCUUUCCCUCAUCUACUCACAAUGAAAACUUUUGAACAAUUCAUCAAUGAGAAUAAGCAAAAGUGUAGUGAUUUUGACGAGAUCUACGCGAGUUUCUCUUAUACGCAAAUAUCGAACACUAUUUAUUUACGCCACUCCCGUUGUCGUUGAUGGACAUGAAUGGUAAAUAAUCUGUUUUUAACUCUUGCACUUUAGACACAUUGGAAGCGUAUCAGGGCGAGCAAGCUGAGGGGGAGGAGGAGAUGGAGAAGGAGAGCGGGGAAGAGGCACCGGCGGCAUCCCCAACCAAAAGAAGACGUAUUUCAAUCCAAAUGCAUGAAACGCCAGAGCCAUGGCGUUCAUUGACGGUCGCGCUAAUAAGUUUGGUUAAUGGAGUAAAAAAUGCAGAAAUUCCUCCAGUUCCUCUAGACAUGUUGGCAGAUCAUACCAACCUCUUCAGACAUGCCAGCAAUUGUCUCCAGCAAUACCAGGAGAAUGUCAAAGAGACAGUUCACAUCAUGAAUGCAAUGGUGUCAAUGUCGUGCGCCUUGAAUCUGUGUGCAUCAGGAAUGGAAGAAUACUUCAAAGACGCCUACCUUGAUUCUGCGCGUAAAGCAUGCAUCCGAAAAGGCUUUAACAAGGAUCACAAUGUUAACGAAGUUCUCAGCCCCAUGCGAGAGAUACUAAAGAAAGGGGUUGAGCAUCUGUCGCACUGGAUACAAGUGCGCAGAGGCGAGAAUUCCCAGCUCUCUCUUGCAGGCACCCCUGGCCCUUCGGAUCAAAUUCAUGAUCAAAUACUGAGUGUAAUACAGCACAUCUGUCAUUUCAUCAUGGAGCCUCCAUUUGGGUCGUCACCGCCAUCUGAGGAAGACUGUUCUCAUCAGUGGUUCACUAUUUGCAAUGUUAAAGCCCAAAAAUAUUUCGAUUCACACCUAUGUCUGUCUCCAAGUCCUAAGUUAAUUUGAAAAGUGUCUGAUGUGUAUUAUAUAUUAAUGAUUACUUUAAAUCUUUAAUAAUCACUCAUUUCUGUAGAGGAGACCAGAUGCUCAAUUGCACAAAGACCGUGCAAAGGAUCUGCAGGGCGAGUUUGGUGAUAUCUCAGAAAGUGGAAGACGAUGCGACCUAUUUUUUAGGUCUAGUAAGCAUGAGCUCGCCAAUUUUAAGAUAAAGCGACCUUCUCGAUGUGGGUCGAUUCUGACACAACAGAACAGGAAGAACAUCAGGAUCAACCGCUGUGUACAACUUGCGCUACACGAAGCAGGGCUGUUAUUGCUGGAGACAUAGUGGGUAUGCCUUUUAUCAAUAUUCGUUGCUUUUUUUUUAUUGCAUUUGUAGUUGUGUUGCAUCUGUGGUUUCUGUUGCCCUUACCGCCAUUAAGAGAUUGUGUCUGUAGAAUUCCUUGCGAUGUUUUACGUUAUUCAGAGCUAUGGCGACAUCUUCAUAUGCGGACAGGUG
Molecule: messenger RNA, 1465 nt
Organism: Lobosporangium transversale
Lineage: Eukaryota; Fungi; Mortierellomycota; Mortierellomycetes; Mortierellales; Mortierellaceae
Exons: 3
Coding region: 274-975 (233 amino acids)
Source: RefSeq, a predicted model, not a curated record